CCGGGGCCUGAGAGCGCUCGCCGUCCCGAGCUCCGCACUUCGCCCUUCGCUCCCGGUGCCCGCCGCCGCCGCGCCGCCGCCCAGACCCGAGCUCCCCGCGCAGGAUCAGUGCACCUCCGGGAGAUGGAGACUGUUGUCCGCCGCUGCCCAUUCUUAUCCCGGGUGUCUCAGGCCUUUCUACAAAAAGCGGGCAAGUCUCUCCUGUUCUAUGCCCAAAAUUGCCCUAAGAUGAUGGAAGUUAGGACGAAGCCCGCCCCUCGGACACUGGCCACUUCUGCAGCGCACUGCCAGCAGAUCAGAGAGACCCCUCCGGCCAAUGAGAAGAACAAAACUGCCAAAGCAGAAGCUCAGCAGGUUCCUGACGGAUCCCAGCAGGCGUCAGAGGGCACACAGCUCCCAUCUGGACACCCCUCCCUCACCGCAAACCAGGGCACCGCCAGCAAGUGCCCGUUCCUGGCAGCCCAGAUGAACCAAACGGGCAGCAGUGUCUUCCGCAAAGCCCGCCUGGAGCUUCAGGAGGACGUGCAAGAGAUGCACGCUGUGAGGAAAGAGGCUGCACAAACCUCAGUGAACCCCAGUGUGAUUGGUCUGAAGACAGAGGGAGGGGAGCCAGAUGGGCUGUUGAAGAAUUUUCAGGAUCUCAUGCGGAAGCAGAGGCCUGAGGGAGUGUCCCAUCUUCUUCAAGAUAACUUGCCGAAGUCUGUUUCUACAUUUCAAUAUGAUCAUUUCUUUGAGAAGAAAAUCGACGAGAAAAAAAAUGACCACACCUAUCGAGUCUUUAAAACCGUGAACAGGAAAGCACACGUCUUCCCCAUGGCAGAUGACUAUUCAGACUCUCUCAUCAGCAAGAAGCAGGUGUCGGUCUGGUGCAGCAACGAUUACCUGGGGAUGAGUCGUCACCCACGGGUGUGUGGGGCAGUCAUGGACACUCUGAAACAGCACGGUGCCGGAGCAGGCGGCACCAGAAACAUCUCCGGAACCAGCAAAUUCCACGUGGACCUGGAGCGGGAGCUGGCUGACCUCCACGGGAAAGACGCGGCACUCUUGUUCUCCUCGUGCUUUGUGGCCAACGACUCCACUCUCUACACGCUGGCUAAGAUGAUGCCCAGCUGCGAGAUCUACUCUGACUCUGGAAAUCACGCCUCCAUGAUCCAAGGGAUUCGGAACAGCGGUGUGCCCAAGUUUAUCUUCCGCCACAAUGAUGUCAGCCACCUCAGAGAACUGCUGCAGCGGUCUGACCCCUCUGUCCCCAAGAUUGUUGCCUUUGAAACUGUCCACUCAAUGGAUGGUGCGGUGUGCCCCUUGGAAGAGCUGUGUGACGUGGCCCAUGAGUUCGGAGCCAUCACCUUUGUGGAUGAGGUCCACGCAGUGGGGCUGUACGGGGCACGCGGAGGAGGGAUCGGCGAUCGGGAUGGAGUCAUGCAAAAAAUGGACAUCAUUUCUGGGACACUGGGCAAAGCCUUCGGCUGUGUGGGCGGCUACAUCGCCAGCACGAGCGCCCUGGUCGACACGGUGCGGUCCUAUGCGGCUGGCUUCAUCUUCACCACCUCCCUGCCACCCAUGCUUCUGGCCGGAGCCCUGGAGUCUGUGCGCAUCCUGAAGAGUGCCGAGGGCCGGACGCUUCGCCGGCAGCACCAGCGCAACGUCAAGCUCAUGAGGCAGAUGUUAAUGGACGCCGGCUUGCCGGUCGUCCACUGCCCCAGUCACAUCAUCCCCAUUCGGGUCGCGGACGCUGCUAAUAACACCGAAGUCUGCGACGAGCUGAUGAGCCGGCAUAACAUCUACGUCCAAGCCAUCAACUACCCCACGGUGCCCCGGGGGGAGGAGCUGCUGCGGAUCGCCCCCACCCCGCACCACACUCCUCAGAUGAUGAGCUACUUCCUUGACAAUCUGUUGGCGGCGUGGAAGCGAGUAGGGCUGGAACUCAAGCCGCACUCUUCAGCCGAGUGCAACUUCUGCCGGAGGCCACUGCAUUUUGAAGUGAUGAGUGAAAGAGAGAAGUCCUACUUCUCAGGGAUGAGCAAGUUGAUAUCUGCUCAGGCCUGAGGGUGUCGCCGUCUCAGCUACCCACCCACCCCACCCCACCCCAGCCCCAUAUCAUAUCCACGUAGUCUCCAGAGCCGUCUUUAUAUGUGAGUUAAAUUAUAUUAAAGUUAAUCUAUAGGAAAAGUAUAAUCCUGAUAAUAAAUUCUUGGUUACCUGAUGG
Messenger RNA from Erinaceus europaeus (western European hedgehog), 2206 nucleotides. RefSeq names its product 5'-aminolevulinate synthase 1 (gene ALAS1). The coding region runs from base 124 to 2046 and encodes 640 amino acids. Lineage: Eukaryota; Metazoa; Chordata; Mammalia; Eulipotyphla; Erinaceidae. The record is from RefSeq and is a predicted model, not a curated record. Gene Ontology annotation, biological process: heme biosynthetic process; hemoglobin biosynthetic process; erythrocyte development. Gene Ontology annotation, cellular component: mitochondrion; mitochondrial matrix. Gene Ontology annotation, molecular function: pyridoxal phosphate binding; 5-aminolevulinate synthase activity. The transcript has 11 exons.